AUGACUUUCGGUGCAGUUUAUAUUGGUGUUACCAUAGGAGCCAUUUUCUAUGGGAUAACCAUUGUGCAGACUACCAUCUACUACAAGCAGUACCCUAAUGAUCCAAGGCUCUUUCGAUAUGCCGUCGCGUUAUUGUGCAUUCUCGAUACACUUCACGUUGUGACAAGCACUCAUGUCUUGUACUUUUAUCUGGUCGAAUCGUUCGGGAAUUGGCAUUCUCUGUUCAGGAUGGAGUUUUCCGGUGCGCCUAUCUCUCCUGCUUCAUCCAUUAUUUCAAAUCCCCAAGCUCCUUCGGCCUUUAGUUGCAACUUAUAUUCAAUGUACGUGAAUUUGAAGCUAAUCGUCUUCGGCGUCCAAGCAAAUCCUCAUUCAUCGCUUAAACGGAUCCUGACUUUCAGCCUCCAAAUAGUUGGCCGUAACUUCCAUGUAGUCCUUCCAUAUUUCAUUUUUCUUGCUGUCGCUGCUUCUCUCGCCACUGGAACCUAUGCUCUUUAUGAUAUAUACACCCUCCCAAGCAUUUUUGACAUCCCGACCAUCAGAACAGCCAUUUACGCAGUCUUCUCUACAUUCACAGUAGUAGAUUUCUUCAUCGCCGCUACAAUGUGCCACUACUUGCACAAGGGCAGGUCAAUGACCAGCUUCUCCAGUACGACAAAGAUAAUUGUGGGAUUGAUGCGGCUGGCUUUAAUCAUGAAUACUGGGUCUAGCGCAUGUUCGAUGUUUACUCUUGUCGCGUACAUCGUUUGGCCAAAUAACUUCAUUUACAUCGCAGUGGAUUCCAUUCUACCGAAGCAUGCGUUCUAUAUAAACUCCUUGCUCUCAAUGCUGAACGCACGCAACGUGCAAAUUAGGACGGGAACCAAAGAAUAUCCUGUCCAUCAGACGAUACUCAGGUUGGCUCCUCAUACCUCUGGUAGCAGGGGGGAAAGUGGUUUAGCAGAGAUGAGCAUCGACAUAGCCCUUUCUGUAAUGGAAGGAGGUCAUUCAAAUGCCUGCACCGAGGAUAUGACAUUGACUUGA
Desarmillaria tabescens is the source of this 1020-nucleotide messenger RNA. RefSeq lists its product as uncharacterized. Bases 1 to 1020 code for a protein of 339 amino acids. Lineage: Eukaryota; Fungi; Basidiomycota; Agaricomycetes; Agaricales; Physalacriaceae. The transcript is spliced from 19 exons. The record is from RefSeq and is a predicted model, not a curated record.